AGUGAAAGUAAAGUGAAAAGACUUGUAUCAGGCACUGAAACCCUACUCCUCGUCAGAAGUCUUGCUACACAACUACGCUGCGUUCGAUCUCUGUGAGCGUGUUAUUAUCUAGGAAUCUUAAUAACAGUCAACAUCAACACAGAUAUGGCCACCUCCAGCAGUCUCCUGUCUGAAGAGCAUUUCCUGUGCUCUAUCUGUCUGGAUAUGUUCACUGAGCCAGUCUCUAUUCCAUGUGGACACAACUACUGCAAGGCCUGUAUCACAAAGUACUGGGAUAGCAAUGACCUGUGCCAGUGUCCAAUGUGUAAGGAGAUUUUCCACAGAAAGCCUGAGCUUCGUGUCAACACAACGUUGAGAGAGGUUGUAGAGAAUUUUAAGAAGAUGAGAGUCAGAGGUAAAGAUGAGUCCCCUGCCAAGCCUGGAGAAGUGUCCUGUGAAUCCUGCACUGGGAUGAAGGUCAAGGCCCUGAAGUCCUGUCUGGUGUGUCAGACCUCUUACUGUGAGACUCACCUUGAGCCUCAUCAGAGAGUCCCAGCCUUAAAGAGACACAAGCUGAUCAACCCUGUGGAAAACCUGGAAGACAGGAUGUGUAAGAAGCACGACAGACCUCUAGAGCUGUUCUGUAGGAGUGACCAGACUUGUGUGUGUCAAUUCUGUACUGAGACAGACCACAAGACUCAUGACACUGUCCCUCUAGAGGAAGAGUAUGGAGAGAAGAAGGCUCAGAUGAGGACGACUGAGGCAGAAGUGCAGCAGAUGAUCCAGGAGAGACUGCAGAAGGUUCAGGAGAUCAAACACUCAGUAGAUCUCAGCAAGAGAGAGGCAGAGAGAGAGAUAUCAGACAGUGUACAGGUCUUCACUGMUCUGGUGCGCUCCAUUGAGAGAAGCCAGGCUGAGCUCAUUGAGGUGAUUGAGGAGAAGCAGAAAGCAGCAGAGAGGCAGGCUGAAGGGCUCAUUAAAGAGCUGGAGCAGGAAAUCACUGAGCUACAGAGGAGAAGCACUGAACUGGAGCAGCUCUCACACACUGAGGACCACCUCCACCUCCUACAGAGCUGUCCAUCCCUCUGCACCCCUCCACCCACCAAGGACUGGUCAGAGAUCAGUGUUCACAGUGAUCUGUGUGUGGGGACUGUGAGGAGAGCUGUGUCUCAAGUGGAGGAGACCAUUUUGAGUGAAGUGAAGAAGUUGUGUGAUGCUGAGUUGAAGAGGAUUCAGCAGUAUGCAGUGGAUGUGACUCUGGACCCUGAUACAGCACAUCCCUACGUCAUCAUGUCUGAAGAUGGGAAACAAGUGAACCAUGGAGAUACAAAACAGGAUCUCCCUGACUACCCAGAGAGGUUCAAUUAUGUUGUCUGUGUAUUGGGAAAGGAGGGCUUGUCCUCAGGGAGAUUCUACUAUGAGGUGAUGGUUAAAGGAAAGACUAAGUGGGAUUUAGGAGUGGUCAGAGAGUCCAUCAACAGGAAGGGGGAUAUCACAGUGAGCGCUGAGAAUGGAUACUGGACUCUGUGCCUGAGGAAUGGAGAAUACAGGGUUCAUGCUAAACCCAGUGUCCUGCUCCCCCUGAGAGAGAAGCCCCAGAAGGUGGGGGUGUUUGUGGAUUAUGAGGAGGGUCAGGUCUCCUUUUAUGAUGUGGAGGCCAGGUCUCAUAUCUACUCUUUCACUGGCAGCACCUUCACAGAUAAACUAUAUCCAUUCUUCAAUCCAUGUCUUAAUGAUGCUGGUAAAAACUCUGCCCCUCUGAUCAUCUCUCCUGUCAAUGACAAACUGAGUUUAUCCUUAAGGCAUAGUUGAUGGGCAUUCUUUGGAGACUGCAGUGUCAUAUGAAUGUCACAAAUGGUUGUCUAUGUCCUUAUACUCCUUAAUGAUAUCUAGUCUCUCUCAUUGUUAUUAUGAAAAUUCAAAGCAGUAAACAUAU
Messenger RNA from Salvelinus sp. IW2-2015, 1915 nucleotides. RefSeq names its product E3 ubiquitin-protein ligase TRIM39-like. Gene Ontology annotation, molecular function: zinc ion binding; ubiquitin-protein transferase activity; protein binding. Gene Ontology annotation, biological process: protein ubiquitination. NCBI's taxonomy places the organism in Eukaryota, Metazoa, Chordata, Actinopteri, Salmoniformes, Salmonidae. The record is from RefSeq and is a predicted model, not a curated record.